AUGGCGGUUGCUCCUGCAGCAAAUUCGUGGGGGAAAGCUGCUGAUCCGUCUGUUUCUUUGAAAAAAGGUUUUUUUAAUCUAUAUGCUGAGGGCUCUUCUUCACCUUCCAGAUCCAGAUCUUUUAAAGAAGUUUUAGCCGGUACUUCUGCUUCAGGUGAUAUUUUUCCUAACGUUAAGCAAGAUGUUUUUAAUGGUGUUCCGGCGAUUUUAUUGUCGGAUGAGGAAGUUCUUAAGCUUGCUUCACCUUUUCAGUAUACUUUGGUGGGUAAAUUUGGCUUGAGACGUCCUAAUAUGGAUGCCAUUCGGAAUUUUUUCUCAUCUUUGAAGCUUUCGGGUUUUUAUUCUAUUGGGCUUUUGGAUGCUAGACAUGUUGCGAUUCAAUUAUCAAACGAUCUUGAUUAUAGUAGAGUGUUUGCUAGACGUUCUUACCUCAUUUAUAAUUGUCAAAUGCGUGUUUUGAAAUGGACUCCAUUUUUUGAUAUAAAAGAAGAAUCUCCAAUUGUUCCGAUUUGGAUCUCUUUUCCGAACUUACGUUUGCAUUUUUUUAAUCCUAAAGUGCUGCAUGCGUUUGGUUCUAUCUUCGGGAGACCUCUCCAAACUGAUCAGGCUACUGCUUCUAAAACCCAUCCCUCUGUAGCUAGAGUUUUGGUUGAGGUGGAUAUAUCGAAAAAACACCCGAAGGAAGUUUGGGUGGGUUCUAAAUCUUAUGGAUAUAUGCAAAAAGCUGAAUUUGAGAAAGUUCCUGAAUUUUGUAAUCACUAUAAAAUGCAUGGUCAUGCGGUCGCUGAAUGCUUUAAACUUAAUCCAGAUUUGAAAAAAAAAUGUUGUGCAAUCGAGCGGAGGACCUGGAUCUACCGUGAAUAA
Molecule: messenger RNA, 864 nt
Organism: Dendrobium catenatum
Lineage: Eukaryota; Viridiplantae; Streptophyta; Magnoliopsida; Asparagales; Orchidaceae
Exons: 1
Coding region: 1-864 (287 amino acids)
Source: RefSeq, a predicted model, not a curated record